This is a messenger RNA of Phytophthora nicotianae INRA-310, 843 nucleotides long. RefSeq lists its product as hypothetical. The transcript is spliced from 2 exons. NCBI's taxonomy places the organism in Eukaryota, Oomycota, Peronosporomycetes, Peronosporales, Peronosporaceae. The coding region runs from base 113 to 703 and encodes 196 amino acids. The record is from RefSeq and is a predicted model, not a curated record.
GACCGUGUUGGACGGCUGGCACUCCAUCGAAACGCCUCGCCUCCUAUCACAUUUUUCAAUUUCCUCGUGCCCUCGCACGUUGAUUCAUCUCACUUACUACCACACUACUACCAUGUCACUGGAACCUCUACCAGUAUUCGCUGCUCGCUCUGUCGACGAUCUCGAACCCAUUGACCCGGAGAUCCUGAGCUUGAUCGCAGCCGAUGAUGUCGACACCCCAAUGAUGAAGGUCGAGACUUGCAAUGAAAAGUUCGUUGACGAAUUCACCCCGUUGAAUCCGACGUCUACACCGACGGCAGUGGACGCUUUCAACCCUGGAUUCUCCAAACGUGAGGUGCAGGAUCUCAUGAACCUCCUGGCACCGGAAGCUCUAAAGAUCCCAACGAUGGUCCGGAGUUACUCGGAGCCGAUCAAGAAGCUCGGCAAACGCACCAAGAAGUGCACUUACGCUGCUCGAAGGAGAGAGGUGGCAUUUCUCCGACAGGAGUCCUUGGUGCUUGAGAAGCGUCUGAAUGAGCUGCGUAAAUACCGCGUUGUGUCUCCCAAGACCCGUGAACACGCUGCUCGCGAAACGUACGAACUGGCAAAGUCCAAGGAGGAAAAUAAGCGUCUUCGUGCCUUGGUGUCGAGCCAAGAAGCCAAGAUCCGCCAAGCUGACGCGUACAUGGCCAGCACCCACCACCAACCUGUCUCGUCCCCUUAGAUUGCUUGGUGCGGGUGCAAUCACCUACCAAGGUAGUGCACCUGCCAUAGCUGAUCUAUCCUCGUGUCUACUUUGUUAUAGUCUGUUGAGUGCCGUGUCUAAUGUUUAUAAGAUUUCCGAUGAUCAUAUCAUAAACUGGU